UAUCUGGACCUAUUCCAGACAGUGGUUCGUUUUCACUUUUCACUCCCAUCAGGUUUCUUGUUAGAGAGAAUGUUGUUCUGUAGUGUCCUUGAAUGAUUGAUGUAAAAUGCUAUGCUAAUUUUUUGUGUACCUUCUGCAGUUUUGCUAAUAACAUAAAUCUAUGUGGACCAGUUACUGGGAAAUCCUGCCCUGGAUCUCCACCAUUUGCCCCUUCUCCAUUUGUUCCACCAUCAACAAUCUCUUCUCCAAGUUUGGGAAAGUAUUAUGCUGUAUGUGCCAAUGUAGAAUCACAGGUUGAGAUUCAGUGCCUAACUCCAAGAUCAAAAAGCAGUGGAAGCACCGAACAAGAUAAUUAGUCACUGGAAUUUGGGAACAAAGUUGAAUUUCAGUGGUGUUGAUCCCUGCACCCAGAAUGCAACCUGGGCUCCUGAUUCUGCCAAUCCCCAAAUUGCCUGCCACUGCGCUGGCACUACCUGCCAUGUCACC
Camellia sinensis is the source of this 486-nucleotide messenger RNA. NCBI's taxonomy places the organism in Eukaryota, Viridiplantae, Streptophyta, Magnoliopsida, Ericales, Theaceae. The record is from RefSeq and is a predicted model, not a curated record.